This is a messenger RNA of Bombina bombina (fire-bellied toad), 2393 nucleotides long. RefSeq names its product complement C1s (gene C1S). Lineage: Eukaryota; Metazoa; Chordata; Amphibia; Anura; Bombinatoridae. The transcript is spliced from 11 exons. Bases 96 to 2150 code for a protein of 684 amino acids. The record is from RefSeq and is a predicted model, not a curated record. Gene Ontology annotation, biological process: complement activation; proteolysis. Gene Ontology annotation, cellular component: extracellular region. Gene Ontology annotation, molecular function: serine-type endopeptidase activity; calcium ion binding.
ACAGUUUCAUUUUGUAACAGAUUUUUCAGGGUCACUGUUAACUCUGUUCGUCCCUCCCCUGUAACUCUUAGUGAAUUUGUCAGACAGAGCAGAUCAUGGGAAUGAGGGUUCUGCUGUUUCUCACCCUUUUAGGGUGUGUCAGUGCAACAUACCCCCAGAUGCAUGGAGAGAUCAUUUCCCCCAACUACCCCCAGGGUUAUCCCAGCAGUAUCCAUAAGAGCUGGAACAUCUCAGUACCUCUAGGAUUUGGGAUCAGACUUUAUUUUAUUCACCUGGAUAUUGAGCCUUCUGAGAAUUGCGCGUAUGACUAUGUGCAGGUUAUUGUUGGGGGGAUGAAUGAACUGAAGCUCUGUGGGCGCAAAUCUGAGGAGUUCAAAGGAGCCCCCAUACAGGAGAAAUUCUAUCCCACUGACUUCCUGACCAUUGAAUUUCAUUCUGAUUUCUCUAACCAGGAGCGAUACACAGGAUUUGCUGCAUAUUACUCGGCAGUGGAUGUGGACGAGUGUGAGAGCUCAGAAGACAUCUGCACACAUUUCUGUAACAAUUACAUUGGAGGUUAUUUCUGUUCCUGUCCCACUGAUUAUUAUCUUAAACCAGACAACCACACCUGUGCAGGUAACUGCAGUGGGGGGAUGUUCACAGAAAUGAGGGGGCAGAUAAGUAGCCCUAGGUACCCGGCCCCUUACUUGGAGAAUGCUCAAUGUGUGUACCGAGUGCGCCUUGAGCUGGGCUUCCAGGUCAUCCUACAUUUUCAGGCCAGAGACUUUGAUAUUGAGGAAUCAGAAGAUGGGAACUGCACAUAUGACAGUCUGAUGAUCAGAGCUAGAGGGCGGACCCUGGGAGUUUUUUGUGGGAGCCGACCUCCACCUCAGAUAAUGACCGGCAGCAACGAGGUGGAUAUAAUAUUUCAGACAGACAAUGGGGGAGAAAACAGAGGCUGGAGAUUACACUACUCAGAGGAUGCCAUCCCGUGCCCGGUACCCGCUAUGCCAUAUGCUGUCUUGGAGCCCCAGAAGGACAGAUACGUGUUCAGAGAUGUUAUUGUAAUAACGUGCAAAACAGGGUUCGAAAUCAUGCAGGAUAAGAAAAAUCAUCCCUCAAUACGAUCUGUCUGCCAAGCAAAUGGAAAAUGGUCAAACGUAGACUGGCAAUGCCAGCCUGUAGACUGUGGGCCGCCUGAAGACAUAGACAUGGGUACUGUGACUUUCAAUCAAACAACAUAUGACAUGACAAUCAAAUACAGCUGCAUCUCUGAAUACUACAGAAUGAUCCUUGAUCAACCCGGGGAUGGAACCUAUCACUGCUCAUCUGAGGGAAUUUGGGUCGACAGUUUAGGGAGGGAAAAGCUCCCGAAGUGUGAAGCAGUUUGCGGUAUCGCCAGCAAUCCGCUGGUUUCCAUGUCAAGAAUAUUUGGUGGCUCCAAAGCUGCUCCCGGCAAUUUUCCAUGGAUGAUCAGAUUCCACAACCCAAAUUUUGGUGGUGGAGCCCUCAUAUCUGACCAGUGGAUCCUUACUGCUGCACAUGUAAUGCAGGAUAAUGACAACCCUAAAAUGUAUGGGGGGCUGAUUAAUCUUAGAAAACGGUAUAAACAUUUGUUGGAAGCUAAGAACGUCUUCAUUCACCCCCAUUUCAAUCUAAAUGCUGAAACAACAAAGAACUAUAACAAUGACAUUGCUCUGGUGCAACUGAUAAGAAAAGUCAAGAUGGGACCUUGUAUCUCCCCAAUCUGCCUGCCCCAGAAGGGGGCAUCAUCCUCUCUUCAGCCAGGCAAGAUUGGGUACAUUGCGGGCUGGGGAAUGACUGAAAGUUCAAACCAGGAUUGGGCUAGAGACCUAUUGUACGCUUCUAUACCUAUAAGCAGAUUAGACAAAUGUUCCUCAAUAAAAGAUGCUGUGCUCACUGAAAACAUGAUGUGCGCAGGGGAUUUAGGCAAAGACUCCUGUUCGGGGGACAGUGGGGGACCAUUUAUGUUUGAAGACCCACAAGACCCAAACAGGCAGUUUGUAGGUGGGAUUGUCUCAUGGGGAUCUCUAGAUUGUGGAAACUUUGGAUUAUACACAAAGGUAGAAAACUAUCUGGACUGGAUUGAAGAAACAAUAAGGGAUAAUGAAGAUGAGGAGGAAAAUGAACCCUAUGAUGUGUGCGCCUGAGCGAAGAGGCAAAAUGCUGAGCUCCAUUUAGAUAUAUCCAUGUUAUUAGCUAUUAGUGCCAGAAGUGUGAUCAAGUAGCUUAGACACAAUGACACCAGUUAGUCAGUUAGAUAUAUUGCACGAUUGUCUGCCAUGUUAUUAGCUAUUAGUGCCAGAAGUGUGAUCAAGUAGCUUAGGCACAAUGACACCAGUUAGUCAGUUAGAUAUAUUGCACGCUUGUCUGCCAUGUUAUUACUAUUAGUG